This is a messenger RNA of Malania oleifera, 2866 nucleotides long. Its product is annotated as casein kinase 1-like protein HD16. The transcript is spliced from 16 exons. The record is from RefSeq and is a predicted model, not a curated record. Gene Ontology annotation, biological process: endocytosis; signal transduction; peptidyl-serine phosphorylation. The coding region runs from base 452 to 2536 and encodes 694 amino acids. Gene Ontology annotation, cellular component: cytoplasm; nucleus. Gene Ontology annotation, molecular function: ATP binding; protein serine/threonine kinase activity. Lineage: Eukaryota; Viridiplantae; Streptophyta; Magnoliopsida; Santalales; Ximeniaceae.
AUAUAAAUUCACAUAUUUCUUCUUCCAUGUCGUCUCUCGGAAAGUACUGGAAGUCAUCUCUCUUUCUCUCUGUCCCUCUCCGUCUCUAUCUUUGUUUCUUCCUUCGAGAGAUCCCUAAAACACAUCAAUCUCCAAACCCUGAGUUUUCUGCUACGAUCGCAGUUUCUUUGAUUUGUUCUUUUCUUCUUUUAGCUUUCUUCAAAACUCUCUCUUUCUCCACCUGAAAGUUGAGAUUUUCGCACAUUCCGCUUAUCAUCGGCAUCGGCGUUGGCGACGUCUGAUUCUCGAUUCGUAGCGAUAGUUGCGUUCUUUUUGUUCUUUUAUAUUGUGAUUAUUGUGGGAACUGGCUUGAUUUGGGUUAUUGAUUGUGGUCGAUUUGGAAAUUGGAGGACGAAGAAGAAGCGGGUUUAGGAAACUGGGGUUAUUGGGGAUGAGAAUUGGAGGAUGAACGAUGCCGGUGCUGCGUAGCGGAGCGCGCAGGGGCCGGGCAGCGAAGCCUAAUCCGAUCGAAGAAUCGGGCGAGGCGAUUGCGACGAGGACUCGAAGAAGGCGAGCGCAACAGCAGCAGCAGCAACAACAACAGCAACAUAAGAAUAAACAGCUGCCGCAACAACAACGGCAACGGACGCAUCCGAUCAAUGAGAACGUAGUGGCGGCUGCGCGAGCGGCGGUAGCUGUGGCACCGUCGCAGGAGGAACAUAGGGUUUUUGAAGAAGCUCGUAGGGUCGGUGACGGUGGAGCGGAGGAGAAGGAAGAGGAGGAAGUAGGGGAGAAGCAGAUGGAUGAAUACAAUAGUGAAGGAAGCACAGCGCCACUUCCUGAAAAGGUUCAGGUUGGUGGUUCCCCAGUGUACAAAAUAGAAAGGAAGCUGGGAAAGGGAGGAUUUGGACAAGUGUAUGUUGGUCGUCGUGUCACUGCUGGUCCUGGAGCCAUAGAGGUGGCCCUGAAAUUUGAGCAUAGAACUAGCAAAGGAUGUAAUUACGGACCGCCAUAUGAGUGGCAAGUGUACAACACCCUUGGUGGCAGUCAUGGGGUACCACGAGUACAUUACAAGGGCCGGCAAGGUGACUAUUAUGUAAUGGUCAUGGACAUACUGGGGCCAAGCUUGUGGGACGUUUGGAAUACUACUCCUCACCCAAUGCCUGUUGAAAUGGUUGCUUGUAUUGCCAUUGAAGCAAUUUCUAUAUUGGAGAAGAUGCAUUCUAGAGGGUAUGUACAUGGGGAUGUAAAGCCUGAGAACUUUUUACUUGGUCCUCCUGGGACUCCUGAUGAGAAAAAACUUUUUCUAGUUGAUCUUGGAUUAGCUACUAGAUGGCGAGAUGGUACAACUGGUUCACAUGUUGAGUACGAUCAAAGACCAGAUGUUUUCAGGGGUACUGUUCGAUAUGCCAGUGUGCAUGCUCAUCUAGGGAGAACAGGUAGCAGGAGAGAUGAUUUAGAAUCUCUUGCUUAUACACUCAUUUUCCUUCUUCGGGGUCGACUGCCCUGGCAAGGAUUUCAGGGAGAAAACAAAGGGUUCCUUGUUUGCAAGAAGAAGAUGGCAACGUCUCCAGAAGCUCUGUGUUGUUUCUGUCCACAGCCUUUCAGACAGUUCAUUGAAUAUGUGGUGAAUUUGAAGUUUGACGAGGAGCCUAAUUAUGCAAAAUAUGCUUCUCUCUUUGAUGGGAUUGUCGGUCCAAAUCCAGAUAUAAGGCCAAUUAACACAGAUGGUGCACAGAAGCUUAUAUGUCAGAUUGGUCAUAAGAGAGGCCGUUUAGCUAUAGAGGAUGAAGAGGAUGAACGGCGAAAAAAGAAGGUGCGGAUGGGAAUGCCUGCUACACAAUGGAUUAGUGUUUACAAUGCUCGCCGACCUAUGAAGCAAAGGUAUCAUUAUAACGUGUCAGAUGUGAGGCUUUCUCAGCACAUUGAGAAAGGAAAUGAAGACGGCUUAUUUAUCAGCAGUGUAGCUUCGUGUCAAAAUCUAUGGGCCCUAAUAAUGGAUGCGGGUACUGGUUUCAGUGCACAAGUGUAUGAACUCUCACCCAUUUUUCUUCGCAAGGAGUGGAUAAUGGAGCAUUGGGAGAAGAACUACUAUAUUAGUGCAAUAGCAGGAGCUAACAAUGGGAGCUCUUUAGUAGUAAUGUCCAAGGGUACGCAGUAUUUACAGCAGUCAUACAAAGUUAGUGAGUCAUUUCCUUUCAAGUGGAUAAACAAAAAAUGGAGAGAGGGGUUUUAUGUUACUGCAAUGGCAACCUCUGGGAGCAGAUGGGGUGUCGUCAUGUCUCGUGGUGCAGGAUUUUCUGAGCAGGUUGUUGAACUUGAUUUUCUUUAUCCUAGUGAGGGUAUUCAUCGACGGUGGGAUUGUGGAUUUCGCAUCACAUCAACUGCAGCAACUUGGGACCAGGCUGCUUUUGUUCUUAGUGUGCCAAGAAGAACGCCUUCAGAUGAAACACAGGAGACACUUCGAACUUCUGCUUUUCCUAGUACACAUGUCAAGGAGAAGUGGGCCAAAAAUCUAUACAUUGCAUCGGUUUGUUAUGGUCGAACAGUCUCUUGAGCUGACUAGCACACUGGCAGAGGUGUCUCGUAACACUGCUUUGGAUGUGCUGUUCUGCCAAUCACAUAGCUGGCUGGGCGGUACACGCGCUAAAGCCUGGUUUUCAGAACUGGGUUCCAGGCUAGAAAAUUUUUGACAGAGUUCAAACUUCCAAUUAAUUGUAAUCAGGAGUGUAAAAGCUUUUAUCUAAGACCUCACGAUGCCUUUGCAGCGUGGUAGUUCUUUCUCCCUGAUUGUCCAUGAUUAAUGGAAAAGCCCAAAGCGAUGAUGGGUUUGUUACCUAUAGUUUGUAUAGAAGCUUUCAAUAAUAAGUACUUGGUUCAGGGCAAA